This is a messenger RNA of Suillus fuscotomentosus, 1140 nucleotides long. RefSeq lists its product as uncharacterized. Lineage: Eukaryota; Fungi; Basidiomycota; Agaricomycetes; Boletales; Suillaceae. The coding region runs from base 288 to 1094 and encodes 268 amino acids. The transcript is spliced from 12 exons. The record is from RefSeq and is a predicted model, not a curated record.
UUUAAAUAUCGUUCACCCCGAUGUGUCACUAUUCUCGUUGCGGUGUGCUACCACAUGGGUUUGUUUGAUUGUUGAUUCGAGUUCUACAGCCUUGUCACUCGUAUCACAAUCAUCCCUUGAUCCCUCUACUGAGCGAUCCGUGUUGCAACACUUGGCGUAUCUUAGCAUGAAAAUGCCAAUGUGUAAACAUCGUAACAGCCACCAGCUGUCAGUUGUGUGUGCUUAAAUAGUUAACUUGCGCGUAACGAACAACGAGAGCGUUGAUUUGCUUUCCACAAACUUGACGCAUGAUGGAUCACCCUACUGCUUUGUUCGUCGACGCUGGCAUCCAGGCAUCUAAGUCAGAGUGGGUCUGGCACCGCAGAUGGACUUUCGUGCGAUUUGUGUUCACUGUAUCACGAUACUUGCCAUUUUUCGGCAUUGGGAUGACAUUCACAGGUGCGCUUCGAACACAGUACUAUCCUGGUGAAAGUUGUGUUAGAUUUGGACAAGCGUCCACCGUGUUGCAUACCAUCUGCAUUCUAGCCGCAGAAGGCUUGCUCAUAACGAGGGUUUACGCUUCCUGGAGGAGUAAGCGUCUACUGACAUUUCUUAUUGUUUUUCCCGUCAUAUGUUUUGUGGUCUCUUAUAUCAUGUCGGACACUUCCUUGGUCUUCAAUUCCAAAAACACGACCUCACUUGAUAUACCGAAUCCGGGCAACUGUCUUUUCGUGGGCGGCAGAAACAACAUUUGUGACUACGCUGUUCUGUUACUGUACGAACUGGUCCUCUUUUGCUUGAUGUUGUACAUCAGAUUCAGCAAGUACGGCAAUGUCGUCGGACUACUCCAAAGAACGUUCUUCAACGACUCGGUGACAUAUAUGAUCUGCAUGAUCAUCGUAUCAUCGUUUAACAUAAUUUUGACCAUGGCUCCUCCGGUCACAUGGAUUGCGAUCACAGACUCUCCGCAAAUUGUCAUCCACAGUGUUCUAGCCUCACGCAUUCUUUUCAACCUACGAGCGAGUGAAGGACAAUCGCAUAUUCACACACUGACGGAUAUAUCUGAGUUGCAGUUUGGAGAAGGUCAAAUUUCAACGGUGGAACAUGGUGUUUAAUCAACUUUAUGUAUGCUCCGAUGUCUGCGGUUGAGGGCAUGUUCCG